CACAAGUACUCCUUCCAAGUCCUAUAUAUACACGCACCCGCCAAAAAAAGAACCCAUCAUCAAUUCAGCAGGCCACAAGCAAGCUCGACAACAAAGAGUGCCAACAGAAACCACAACAAUCCCACAGAAGGUGGCGAUGUCCGUGAGCAAGCAAUGGACGCGGGUGCGCACGCUCGGCCGCGGCGCCUCGGGGGCCGAGGUGUUCCUGGCGGCGGACGACGCCUCGGGGGAGCUCUUCGCGGUCAAGUCGGCUAGCGCGGCUUGUGCGGCGGCGCUGAGGAGGGAGCAGCGGGUGAUGGCCGGCCUGAGCUCCCCGCGCGUUGUCUCCUGCAUCGGCGGCCGCGGCGCCCCCGACGGCUCCUACCAGCUCUUCCUCGAGUUCGCCCCCGGCGGCUCGCUGGCCGACCAGAUGGCGACAGGCCUCGACGAGCUCGCCGUCCGCGGCUACGCGGCCGACGUGGCGGCCGGGCUCGCGUACCUUCACAGCGCCGGCAUGGUGCACGGGGACGUCAAGGCGCGCAACGUCGUGAUCGGCGCCGACGGCCGCGCCAAGCUCGCCGAUUUCGGCUGUUCGAGGAAGGCUGGCGCUGACGUGCCGAUCAUCGGUGGCACGCCGGCGUUCAUGGCGCCGGAGGUGGCGCGCGGCGAGGAGCAGAGCCCAGCGGCCGACGUCUGGGCGCUCGGCUGCAUGGUUGUCGAGAUGGCCACUGGACGCACGCCGUGGAGCGGCAUGGACGGCGACGCGCUGGCCGCGCUGCACCGGAUCGGCUACACGGAGGCCAUGCCCGAGGUUCCCGAAUGGUUGUCUGCCGACGCGAAGGACUUCUUGGCCAGGUGCCUUGUCAGGCAGGCCAGCGAUCGGUGCACGGCGGCGCAGCUGCUGGAGCACCCGUUCUUGGCCUCCGCCGUCGUCGAGGCGAAGGCGCAAGCCGUGGAGAGCAAAUGGGUGUCCCCCAAGAGCACGCUGGACGCCGCAUUCUGGGAGUCGGAUUCAGACACCGAGGAGGCGGAGCACGACAGCUCGGCCGAGACGAGGAUCAGGGCACUGGCCUGCCCCGCCUCGGAGCUCCCGGACUGGGACUCGGACGAGGGAUGGAUCGACGUGCUCUCCUCGCCAACCGGAGCAACCGGCGCAGUGCCCGUGGUGGUCGAGGAGAUGACCGACCUGGACGAAGACGCGACCACAGACGAAGAACCAAGCGGCGCAGAGUCCCGCGUUCUCGCCAUUACCUUAGACGUGGAGUACAACAGCGUCCUUAAUGCGGUAGAAGCCUGUGACGAUUCAUUUAGGCGUCACCAGUCGCUCGAGUGUUUAGCUUCCCACGAAUUAUCAUGUACUGAAUUGUUGCUUUGCAACAGAAAGACUAAUGCAAUUGAUCUCGUUGUUGCACAAGCACUCUGUUUUCGUACUGCUGCUCUCUGUUUCACAGCUCCCCAUUGCGACACGUUCGAGUAG
This is a messenger RNA of Triticum aestivum (bread wheat), 1456 nucleotides long. RefSeq names its product mitogen-activated protein kinase kinase kinase 17-like. The record is from RefSeq and is a predicted model, not a curated record. Bases 137 to 1456 code for a protein of 439 amino acids. Gene Ontology annotation, molecular function: ATP binding; protein kinase activity. The transcript has a single exon. Gene Ontology annotation, biological process: signal transduction; protein phosphorylation. Lineage: Eukaryota; Viridiplantae; Streptophyta; Magnoliopsida; Poales; Poaceae.